Messenger RNA from Dreissena polymorpha, 648 nucleotides. RefSeq lists its product as uncharacterized. The record is from RefSeq and is a predicted model, not a curated record. The transcript has a single exon. Gene Ontology annotation, molecular function: nucleic acid binding. The coding region runs from base 1 to 648 and encodes 215 amino acids. NCBI's taxonomy places the organism in Eukaryota, Metazoa, Mollusca, Bivalvia, Myida, Dreissenidae.
AUGGCCUCGCGGGAGGACUUGUUAACAUUUAAACAGGCCAUGAAAGCUUCGCGUAAGAAAGGCGGUACAGUCAACCAAAGAUUGAGCAACAUUCUUCUCGCGUAUCGCACAUCACCACACAGCACUACCAACGAGACCCCAGCAGUUCUUUUCAUGGGAAGAGCAUUCCAAACGCGUCUCAGCUUAAUCAAACCGAAUGUGGAGAAAAGGGUGUUGAGAGAGCAAGAGAAAAUGUUCGCAAACUCUAAGAGACCAGCUCGUACAUUCAUGAACGGUAAACAAGUAUGUGUUUAUCACAGCAGCAGCAGCAGCAACAAGUGGACUUCUGGAUCUAUCGUUUCGCAAAGUGGGCCUCUAUCGUACAAGGUCGACGUAAGCUUAGGAACUCUGUGGCGUCGUCAUACUGAUAAGAUCUCCUGCGGGACUUUGCCAGUCUCUGAUCAGUCACCAGAGGUGCCAGUUGCACUUCCUCCUAACACCGUUCCAGAGGCAGCCGCGAUCAAUGACUCCGUUUCACCGCAUCAUGAUCAACCGACUCCGGCACCACCAGCUCCAGCGCCUGAUAAGACCACCGCAGCUCCACGCCGUUACCGCCGUUACCCAGUGCGCGCAAGCAGGGACAAACCUCCAGAUUGGCUUGAUUUGUAA